This is a messenger RNA of Telopea speciosissima, 1896 nucleotides long. Its product is annotated as pheophytinase, chloroplastic. Gene Ontology annotation, molecular function: pheophytinase activity. Bases 68 to 1654 code for a protein of 528 amino acids. The record is from RefSeq and is a predicted model, not a curated record. Gene Ontology annotation, cellular component: chloroplast. Gene Ontology annotation, biological process: chlorophyll catabolic process. NCBI's taxonomy places the organism in Eukaryota, Viridiplantae, Streptophyta, Magnoliopsida, Proteales, Proteaceae. The transcript has 7 exons.
CUGCUUUACAUAGUUGCUCUGUUCCAUCUGCAACUACUGUGAGUCUAACUAGAUCCAUCUUUAAGUGAUGGAAUUGCUCUCCUACUACCAUUAUGCUCCAUGCUGUCAUGUUGAUAAAUUGAACUGGAAAUUAGUUGAGAAAAGCUUGAAUUCAAGCAGGUCCAAGCUCUUUCAUGGUAGAAGAGCUAAAGCUAUGUGUCUUGGAUCUAGUUCCAACCGGGAUUCUUUGGGUCUUUUUGAUCUGGAGCAUUUCAAUUAUUCUAACAUCCAGAGUUCUGAUCAGCGGUAUAGGAUGCGAUCAUUUAGUUCAGUUGAAGGUUUCCAUAGUGCCAUCAGUCCCAAUACUCUGAAUGAAAGCUCUAAUGAUUAUGUGGUUGGCGGGAAAGAUGAUGUUAGAAAUGUUUCAGAAAGGGAUGAAUCAACUACAAAGGUUUUAAUUCCAGGUCUGCCUGAUGAGUCUAAUGGUGACUCUGGUUCGCCAAUCAGUAGUGGUUAUUGGGAAUGGAAGCCGAAACUUACUAUACAUUAUGAAAAAUCAGGGACUGAAAAUGUCAGCUCUCCCCCUAUACUCUUCCUUCCUGGUUUUGGCGUGGGAUCUUUUCACUACGAGAAACAAUUGAAGGAUCUGGGCCGUGAAUUCAGAGUGUGGGCAGUUGAUUUUUUAGGGCAGGGCAAGUCAUUGCCAUCUGAAGAUCCUGCUCCUCUGGGUAUGAAUGAAGGUUUAUCAGAAGAGGACUUGUUAUGGGGUUUUGGACAUGAACCUGAACCAUGGGCUAAAGAGCUAGUUUACUCAGUUGAUUUGUGGCAGGACCAGGUUCGCUAUUUCAUAGAACAGGUUAUUGGUGAACCAGUUUAUAUUGUUGGGAACUCACUUGGAGGAUUUGUUGCAGUGUACUUUGCAGCAUGCAACCCUCAACUAGUAAAGGGUGUUACAUUGCUCAACGCCACUCCAUUUUGGGGAUUUCUGCCCAAUCCUUCUAGAUCCCCGAGAUUAUCCAGGAUUUUCCCAUGGGCUGGAACAUUUCCACUUCCUUCCAGUGUCAGAAAGCUGAUAGAAUUGAUAUGGAAAAAGAUAAGUGAUCCCACCAGCAUAGCAGCUGUUCUUGGACAGGUCUAUGCUGAUCAUUCAACAAAUGUAGAUAAAGUUUUUUCUCGUAUACUUGAAACAACGCAGCACCCAGCAGCAGCUGCAUCAUUUGCGUCGAUUAUGUUUGCUCCUAGGGGACAACUUUCCUUCGAGGAAGCUUUAUCUAGGUGUAAAAUGAAUAGUACACCAAUUUGUCUCAUGUAUGGGAAAGAAGAUCCGUGGGUGAAGCCCAUUUGGGGGCUUCAGGUGAAACAGAAAAUGCCUGAAGCUCCAUAUUUUGAGAUUAGCCCAGCAGGUCACUGCCCCCACGAUGAAGUUCCUGAGGUUGUGAACUAUUUACUACGUGGAUGGAUUAGAAACAUAGAAACCCAAGGAUCCGUUGGAUUACCUCUCAUAGACGAUCCUGCAUCUAUACAGUUUAGUGUCUUGAGGGAAUUAGAGUUUGUCAGAGAAGGAUCAAGAAAAUCAGUAGUUGUAAGUUUCUUCGGGUCCAGGUUCUCUGUAUGGAAUCUGAUAAGCUCUUUUCUUAAGUCACGGAUUGCAGAUUUGGGAAUUAAUUCACGAUAAGGGAACCUACCUCUGUUUCUCAAAAGGCUAUUGUAAAUCCACAAAGGUAUAAUGUACUUUGAUUUAUUAUUGUAUUGACAAAAUUCAGUCCGUCCAUGUAUACAUAUUGUACAUAUCUGUGGAACAUUGGAAGGCAUCUUAUUGUACAAAUCUGUGGUCUGCUUUCUGCUUCCUGACUUGGUGUUUAAAGCUUUCAUACCUUGUACUAAUUAUGUGCAAUAAACUGUCUUAUCCUUGUUGUC